This is a messenger RNA of Rotaria sp. Silwood1, 456 nucleotides long. The record is from the annotation of a GenBank genome assembly. NCBI's taxonomy places the organism in Eukaryota, Metazoa, Rotifera, Eurotatoria, Philodinida, Philodinidae.
AUGUUUAGUGGUAUUCUACUAUUUUUAUCCGGUUGUAUUAUAGCUGGAUUAUUUACAUCCUCUGGUUUUCUAUUUAAAAAUUAUAAAGCUGGUGUUGGUGGACAUGUUGAAGCACAAUUAAAUGGGAUCUUUUUAUUGUUAAUUGGUGUUUCAUGGCACCAUUUAUAUUUAAACGAGAAAUGUAAAUUAAUAACACAUAUAUGUUUACAAAUAACUGGUUGGUUACAUCCAAUGACAUACUAUUGGGUUGCAUACACUGGUCAUCAUUAUAAUUUGUUACGGCAAGCAACAAUAGAUGCAAAAACAUUACCGUCGAGUUUAGAUGAAUUUAUAUUUAAUUUUGUCUUAGUUGGAAUUGUUUCAGGCUCAAUGAUGAUGGCAUUAAUCUUACUCUUGUGGGGAUUUCGAGUUGGUGGUCCAACUAGACAAAGUGACUUUGAAGUUAAAAAACAAUAA